AUGCACAUUGUCCACCGCGAGUCAGAAGACCCCACAAAGUACGAGAUGGCAUGUCUGAGUGGAAUAUUCAAUCUCCGCCGUCCUCCCCAUCGCCCAGUAGCCGUGAUCCAAGUGACUAGCGCGGAUGAUAUUAUUGAAGCAGUGCGUCUGGCGCACCAGCAACAAUGUCAAAUUGCCGUUCGCUCUGGCGGUCACUCGAUGGCGGUUUGGAGUCUUCACCCUGACUCGCUUCUUCUGGAUAUGGGCAAGUGGAAAGAGCUGGCCGUCGACACGGACAGGGGUAUUGCAACGGCCACCCCGAGUAUCACGAGCAAGGAACUGAGUGAUGCCGUCAUGCAGCAUGACUUCAUAUUUCCAGGGGGUCACUGUCCAGAUGUCGGGUUGGGGGGGGUUUCUGUUGCAAGGAGGAAUGGGGUUGAAUGCGAGGGUAUGACAGCACCAUUCCUCUUCAGGGCUAUUUCAAGCAUACUUAUUCUGACUCAGAAUUGGGGCUGGGCAUGCGAGAGUCUUGCUGCUGUCGAGGUUAUCACUGCGCAGGGCAAGCAGUUGCUUUGCAAUGCUCAGCAGAACGAGGAUCUCUACUGGGCUGCUCGGGGCGCAGGACCAGCAUUUCCUGGCAUUGUGACCAAAUUCCACCUGCAGUUGAGGCCGGCCCCAGCACAGGGCAUUCGCUCGUCAGGAUACAUCUACCCUCGCGCAUUGUAUCGUACAGCGUUCGAAUGGGCCCUGUCUCUAAUCCCCCAGACAGACCACAACACGGAGGUUGUCAUGGUAGCUCACUAUGGUGGGGACCGGACCUCACUCGACGACCUCCAGUUUCUGGUCUACUUCGUCUCGAUGGAGGCAACUAUGUCCAAAGCGCAGUCCGCGCUGCAGCAAGUUCAGGACACAAGACCAGCCGGUACUUUGGUAGAAUGGUUUUACCAGGAAGACAGUCUGGACCGGCUGUACAACAACCAGCAUCAGGCUAAUCCGCACUCGCACUAUUACUACACCGACAACGUCUUCUUGGACAACGACGUCGAUGUUACCCUUUCACUGGAAGAGGCUUUUUUGACCCUUCCCCCAGGUAAAUCUUCGGCUUUCUGGUAUCCCAUGUACCCACACAGUCGGCGGGUGCUCCCAGACAUGGCGUUUGGUGUGCAGUUGGAUCAUCACUUUUGUAUCUAUUCCAUUUGCGAGGCCGAGAAUGAGGUGCCACGGUACAGAACUUGGGUGGAUGAAAUCAUGGGCCGAAUCAGACUGCAUGCCGUGGGCGCCUACAUCGGAGAGUCCCAUGGCUCUCAUCCGCCCAGCUGGUAUUGGGGCGAGGAAAGGGCUGAUCGACUGGCGGCCAUCUAUCGAAAAUGGGAUGCAGGACGGCUAUUUACGGGUGUGCAAUCGGCGGAAUUGAACAACUAG
Messenger RNA from Penicillium manginii, 1401 nucleotides. RefSeq names its product FAD-binding oxidoreductase. The record is from RefSeq and is a predicted model, not a curated record. Gene Ontology annotation, molecular function: FAD binding; oxidoreductase activity. The coding region runs from base 1 to 1401 and encodes 466 amino acids. The transcript has 2 exons. NCBI's taxonomy places the organism in Eukaryota, Fungi, Ascomycota, Eurotiomycetes, Eurotiales, Aspergillaceae.